This is a messenger RNA of Protobothrops mucrosquamatus (brown spotted pit viper), 1714 nucleotides long. It is a transcript of the gene PBLD, whose product is annotated as phenazine biosynthesis like protein domain containing. The record is from RefSeq and is a predicted model, not a curated record. Gene Ontology annotation, biological process: biosynthetic process. Gene Ontology annotation, molecular function: isomerase activity. Lineage: Eukaryota; Metazoa; Chordata; Lepidosauria; Squamata; Viperidae. Bases 851 to 1714 code for a protein of 287 amino acids. The transcript has 9 exons. Gene Ontology annotation, cellular component: cytoplasm.
AAUCCCUUAUUUCUAAUCACCAAAUUAAAAAGUCACAAUUUCAUUUCUUCCAGGUUUUUUUUGCAAAAAGUGGUUUCUAGGCAGAAAUAAAAUUGGUCAGUCUUUUCUUUAAUCAAAGCUGUCAGUUUCAUCAUUUCUGUCAAUUCCAUCGGUUUAGCUAUCCAUUCUUCCAUUGUAGGUAUCUGUAAGUCCUUCUACCUUUGUGCAUAUAGGAGUCUUGCCACUGUUAUAUAUAAAAACAAAAUUCCAUAAGAUCUUUCUAUCCAUUAACCCCAAAAGGAAAAAUCUCUAGCUUCAAUUGUAUGUUUAUUUUUAAAAUCUUCUGACUCAAAAUACAUAUUUGAUCCAAAUAUUUUGUCGCUUUCUUAAUGUUGUUUGGGGAUGAAAUAUGAAUUAUUUUAUUUUUUGCUAGCUGAGCCCUUACAGAUGUCUUUCUUUGAAAUGGUAGAAACUGCUGCCAGAUGCCAACACAGUUGUGUUUCACACCUAAAGGAUGGCAAAAAGUCAUACUAUAGAUACUGAAGUAAUGGAAACAUUAAAUAACACAGUAGGUUUUACUUCUGAGUAAAUUUACAGAAUCACAAUUGUCCUGGCAAACGCUUACUCACAUAAACAAAAAUACCUCUUCAAAAUCCCAUAGUAAAUAAUAAUGCCACAAAUUGCUUAGUCUUUGUGUGGUUGCUGAAAUAGGUACAGAAGGCAAAAUGUUAAAUCAAUUUAGAUAAAAGAUUACUGCUUCUUCCAUUGAGUUUAAUAUUAACUUGGACAUUUCCGCAAUAGCAGGAAGAGAGACUCAGCAAAUUCUAAAGGCCUAUUUUAAAAAGCCCUGUAAAAUUCUGUAAGGAAGAAAAUGAAGAUUUCAGUUUUCAUAAUUGAUGCCUUUACCAAACAGCCCUUUGGUGGGAAUCCUGCUGCUGUUUGUCUUCUUGAAGAUGAGCUGGAAGAAGGUUUGCAUCAAAAAAUUGCUGCAGAAAUGAACCUCUCAGAAACAGCAUUCAUCAGAAAACUGCACCCCACAGAUGACUUCACCAAAAGUUCGUGUUUUGGAUUAAGAUGGUUUACACCUACAAAUGAAGUCCCUCUGUGUGGCCAUGCCACUCUUGCAUCUGCUGCUGUAUUAUUCCAUAAAAAAAACAUGAACCCCGCCCUCACUUUCCUAACUCUUAGUGGAGAAUUAAAGGCCAGACAAGCGGGAGAUGAGAUUAUCUUGGAUCUGCCACUUUACUUCACUUAUCCACAGGAUUUCCAGGAAGUAGAAGAGUUGGUAAAGGCAGCAGUGGGGGAUAUGAACGUUCAAGAGGUCCGUUAUUCUCCUGACACAAAAAAGCUACUUAUCUGUCUCAGUGAGGUGUAUGAAAGGUAUGAUUUGGAGAAAUUAAAAGUGGAUGCCCAACGUCUUUUGUUGGCCGACAAGACUGGAAAAGUCAAAGGUGUAAUAAUCACAGUUAAAGGAGAUUCUCAUAAAAAUCAUGAAAGCUAUGAUUUUUACUCUCGUUAUUUUGCACCAUGGAAUGGCGUUUCUGAAGAUCCUGUCACAGGAUCUGCUCAUGCUGUAUUAAGCAGCUACUGGUCACAACAACUGGGAAAAAACAAACUAUGCGCAUUUCAGUGCUCCAGACGUGGGGGAGAGUUGAAGCUUCUGCUACGCCAAGAUGGAAGAUUAGACAUUGGUGGACAAGCUUCCUUUGUGUUAGAGGGUUUUUUGUCUCUUUGA